GAAAGCUAAUCGCUAACCCCACUGCUUACUGUCUUAAGCCAGCCUGUGCCCUGCUACAACACAGAACAUGAAUGACAGGUUUCACACAAAUGCUUCAUAAAGUCAUAAAGGCCUCAGUGGAAGGCCUUUGCUUUCCCUUUGUCAUCUCGCUCUAUCUUUGUCCCAGAAUUGGAGAUCUGAGGUACGUGACGCAGCCGCUUGGCUCGUUUGCAGCGCGUUUGCUUCAACAGGCUGCGAAUGUUGUCAUCCCGGAGCAAUGUGCACUUUGAGUGACGAGCUGAAGAAAGAGGUCGUGUAUUCACAUUGUUUGCAGAGGUAGUGGCGCUUUGUGCUCCUGUGUCCUUGAGACGUGAUUGUUGCUGUGACUGCUUUGACUGACCAUGGCUACAUCAUCCUCUCAGAAGCAACAAAUUCUCCUCGAUUUGAUAAAGCAUAUUCAGGAGCAAGGUGGUAUCAUAACUUCUAACCAGCUUGCUGGCUUUUAUACCAAGCACCCUUCGUAUCGUGCUUUGAUAAAGAACGUGGUGAGUUUCUGCAAAGAGUAUCCUGACCACAUCUCCGUUGGCCCAUCAGACGGCCCUCACCUGCAGCUCAAGGUCAAGAUGCCCAGCCAAGUGUCUCCAGCACGUGCUUCUAGUUCCACCACCUCCAACAGUCUGAUAUCUGCGACAUCCAUGCAAGUUGCUGCUCAACUUGCAAUCUUUCUGGGAGAACACCGAGGAGGUUCCAUGCUUGCUUGUCAACUCCACCAGUACUAUGCUGAACAUCCUAGCCACAAGAGCGUCAUAAAUAAGCUUCCGGUUUUCUGUGCAGAACAUCCAGGGCUUUUGCAUUAUGCUUAUGAUGGAGGUGGGGGCAAGUUGUACCUGCCCAAGCAUUGCUGCUUGUUUCUGCAGGGCCGCUGUGAGAAGACGUCCACCCACCAGGGCUUUUUGCACAGCCAGGUUCCAACAGGUGCAGCUCAUUGUCAGCAUGGCAAGCAGUGCACUGCAGGCCACUGGGCGAAGAUUGAGGCACAGGCGAAAGGUCUAAAAGGCAAGGGGUCUGGCAAAGGGACCGGUAAGAGCACCGGCAAGAAUACGGGUAAGGGCCAGGCAACUCCAAGCUCGAUUGCAGCAAACUUGGCAUUGUUUAUCCAUCAGAUGGGCGGUUCCAUACAUGGAAGCAUCCUCGGUGAGUAUUACAAGCUUCAUCCUUCUCAUAAGGCGAUCAUCUCAGAUGCAGGAGCGAGGGCCUUCUGCCAAGCUCAUGACGGUCUGUUGGUUUUUGAGGGCAACACCAUCAGCUUAGCAUCAUACUGCUGCUACUUUUUGAGGGACUGCUGUCCUGCCAAAAAAGAUCACAAAGAUGGACGCCAGCAUGUGAAGCCUGAAACCAUCCCAAUGUGCAACUUCCGUGAGAAGUGCUUGUAUGGUCAUUGGCAGGCGAUUGAACAAAAGGCAAGAGGCACAGCAGCUGCGCAAACUCCGAGUGUGCCUGUUGCAACUGCAGAGCCCAUUUGUGGGGAGAUCGAGGUACCCGUUUCGCAAAUUCGCUGGUGCCAUGACAGCAUCAGGGUAGUUUUCCAAGAUAAACGCCUUGUUGCCACCAUGCUGAAGGAACUGCUUGAUGGCAAUUUGCUCACGCACCAGAUCCCUCAGAUUGACGUCUUGGAAAAUGACAACACUCUCUAUGCGUGGUCAGGCAACAGACGAUUAUGGGUACUACGUGAAUUUGAGAAGCUUACCCAGAAGGAGGUCAGAGUAAGGGUGAAGAAGAGGCGGAGCAAGCUUCCGAAGAGUUCACCGAAGUUCUCAACCACGAAUGAAGGCUGUUCGGUCACCUUCUUCACGCACAACCGGAAAGACCAUUUCCCGAGCAUGAGCUUCGCUCUUGCAGCCCUUUCUCCUGCGUCCACUCCAAGCCUCUGGGAUGUAGAGCUGGGAAAGACCAUUUGCGGAGAUUUAAAAUCUCUCCCCCUUGGGGAGAUUCGAUACUUAGGCGAAGUGGGUUACUUGCAAGAGACCAUGCCCCGCAUCGAUUUGAAGGAGUAUCUCUUGCAAAAACCUUAUCUUUUCACAGUUUCUUCGGACGCGACAGACAACUUGGUCAGCCUCACCAGCUGCUUGGAUUGUCUAGAACACCUGGCGCGCGUGUCUUUGCUGAAUGGAUCGUCCACUGUGAACCUGGACGUGGUCGAGAAGGAUGACGAGCCAGAGGAAACGCAAGACUUCCAGAGUGUGCAGGGUGAAUGUGAGACGGAGAUCUUGGGUGGCUACACUGAAUCUACAUUGGAAGCAACUUUGCAAAAUGCCCUUGCCCCCAACGGGCAGUCUCUUUCACUUUUUGCGCUUCAAGAAUACGCAGAUCUGCCGAACGACUCUGACACCUGCCGCAUUUUGCUCUCUUUUUUGACGCAGCGACCAUAUCUUUUCAAGUUGUCUGGCAGCGAGUUCGGCCACGUAUUUUCUCUCGCCGAUGGUGCCAGGCAUCGGUUCGAGACAGAAAGAGUUGGAGAUGAUCUGGUCCAAGACGUGCCCAACAAAGGGGACAGCAUUGGGGGCCUCCAUCAAACUGAUGCAGCCUCUGCCAAACUGGCAAUAUCAUGCCGCUUGCGCGAGGAAGGAGGUGAAAGCGUGCCACUGUCAUUCUUGGAGCAUGAUGAGGUUUGCGGGGCCUAUUUCCCAGAUCCCUGCGAUCUUGAAAAUUUUGUGCGAGAACGGCCCCAAGAUUUCUUUUUGUGGACCAGUGAUCAUGGCAAGAUGGUGUCUUUGGUCAAGGAAAGCAGCUCCGCUACCAGAUGGAAGAAAAACCACUUAACUCGAGCAGCCCACCCACCAUCCGCGGAAGAUUCAGAAGCAAUCGUACCUGAAGAAAGCUGCAAUCUUGGCGUCGCAGCCAGAGACGGUACCGACAGCGAGGAUCACAGUGCGGCCAGUGAUUCUGUCAGGUGGGAAGACCAAGCUACGAAGCCCAUGGAAGGAUCCCAAGGAGAUUCGGACGCGGCGGAAGAGUGGGCAGAACAGGUGGAGGAGGUUGAGAAUUUUGGAGCGGGAAGAGGGCUCUCUCCAAGCGCAAGCGCAAGGGCUGGCCACCACUACCAAGAUGCCGAGGGUCAAAAAGAAGAUGCUGGCGAUUCUGGAGGAGCCUUUAGUAUGCUGCUGCCGUCACGCAUUGCAGCAGCACCAAUGAACUUCACGGAGCUCUUUUCCUCAGCCCAUAGACUUGUCUUCCAAUCAGGUGCUCCCAUGAAGGUUGCCUUAUGUACUGGUUGGCUGGAACAAAGCAAGUUGCCAGCCACUGUGAUCUCGCAACGUGAUUUGGACGAGUUGGCAAAGAGGUUUGGUUGGAAGGAGUCAGUGGACUCAGUGCAUAUCAAAGGGUCACCCCACAAGGCCAGUUUCGGUCUGUGCGAUUCGCAGCGAAUUGGCAGAGUCACUGUGCACAUUGGCCGCCAUUUGUCAAGCCUUCACCGGAAAGCUCGUGACUUGUUCGACCAGGGAUCUACGAUUGUUUUGGGCCCAGCUGGCUGCGGGAAGACGACGCUUUUGCGUGAUGUUGCAAUUGGCAUGUCACGUCAGUUUCAGGUUCUUGUGGUGGACUUCUCUGGGCACCUAGCAGACAUCAGUCUUCACAGUGAAGACCUUGGCUACGUCCAAGCGAAGAUUGCUAGCGAAAUGGAGAUGGAGGCCGUCCGGUUAGCGAUCGAAGCGCAUGUGCCGGAGGUCAUCGUCGCAGAGUUUUCCAGCACGUACUCUGCGCUACAAGCAGGGCGUGUCUGUGAUGAAGCUGGUGUUCGCCUGGCGUGCUCAGUUCGUAGCAAUGUCCGCUACUUGGUGGAUGCGUUCGUCCACUGGUACACGGGUCGGCCGGAAAUGCGGGAACUGGGAUGUCUCAAUUUUCCGUUUCCUUCGGCAGUUGUGCUCUCAAGACAAUCUCCCGAGUGGGAGGUGUUGACAGAUGCUCCAGGCACAGUAUGUGGCAUGGCAGCUGGACGUUUGCCAGCUUGUGACAAGCAUCAGCAAGACAAAUAAAUGAGCAAGACGGACCUCUUUGUCAUAGAACUCUCAGAUCUAUUCAGACUGUGUCGUGUCUUUCUCUGCUGAAUCAGACUCGCGCUCAUGAAGCUCUGGAGCUCGCGAGAAAAGACC
Durusdinium trenchii is the source of this 4130-nucleotide messenger RNA. The record is from the annotation of a GenBank genome assembly. NCBI's taxonomy places the organism in Eukaryota, Dinophyceae, Suessiales, Symbiodiniaceae.